This is a messenger RNA of Helobdella robusta, 1098 nucleotides long. RefSeq lists its product as hypothetical. The coding region runs from base 1 to 1098 and encodes 365 amino acids. Gene Ontology annotation, cellular component: voltage-gated potassium channel complex; membrane. The transcript is spliced from 3 exons. Gene Ontology annotation, biological process: detection of calcium ion; potassium ion transport. Gene Ontology annotation, molecular function: potassium channel regulator activity; calcium-activated potassium channel activity. The record is from RefSeq and is a predicted model, not a curated record. NCBI's taxonomy places the organism in Eukaryota, Metazoa, Annelida, Clitellata, Rhynchobdellida, Glossiphoniidae.
AUGGCAAACAUGGCAAGUGCAUGCGCCCUCAUCCUGUCAAACAGCAGUGACUACCAGCGUAACAUCUUCUACUACAUGCGCUCCUGGCGAACGAAGGAUGCUGUGAGCACCUGCGUGUUGGUGACUGUCAGUGCCAUAUCCAUCUGCGUCAUGGUCGUCUGCGGGGUCUACAUUGGCAGGGAGUAUGCGCUCUCCACAGCCUACGAACCAACCAACUGUCGGGUGAUCAACGUCAGCAUGAUCGGCAACGAACCUUGCAACUAUUGCAACAACCCAAAAGAAGUAAACCGACCAAGUUACAAUCAGAUUCAUCCUCCCAAGAACGAUAACGUAAACAACGUCCUUCCUAACAAACCAGCAUGCGACGAACGGAACAAUUCGGAUCACAAUAGGAACGCAACGAAUAAAAACAUCCACACAGUUCACCAGCAACCAGCAUCAACAUUAACAUCGUCGUUGUCAUUGUCGUCAGUCUGCAGCAUUUCCUACUACCCUUGCUACCAGGUUAUGGUUAGCUACAGGGCCCACAAUGCCUCCCACGAAAGUGUAGCCCUCAUGCAUCUAACCAGUCUCGAUUCAUUGGGAAAUCACAAAAAGUGUUCCUUCUAUUCGUGUCACAAAGAAAGUGAAAAAAACAAAAAAGAAAUCGAUACAUCUGCGUUGGAAUAUCAAAAUAUGCUGCUGCCACAACACGAUCAAAAACAUCGACAACACGAACAGCAACAACAACAACAACAGCUCUACAAUGAACGCCAUCAUCAACAAAACAUACAGCAGCAACAACAACAACAUCAACAACAACCUCAUCAAAAACAUCAUGACAGUAACAGUUACAACAGCAAUUUCAAGCAGCAACAGCAUGAAAACCGAUCAAGAAAAACUUCCACUGAAACAAACACAUGUCAUUCCAUUAAUCUCAACGCCAUCUUUCUUUCCGUCAUCAUCCUUGUUGUCAUCAUCUUCAUCUUCAUUGUCAUCUUCCACAUCGUCGCCGUUUUCUUCCUCAUCGCCAUCGCUCUCUGCGACUUAUUUGUCGUCGUCAGAGCCACAGCAGCAGCACACAUUCCCAUGUUAUUACAACAAGGUCAACAGAGAUGA